AUGGCCCCUAACCACGGGCUGCCUGAACCUGGCCCAAACUCAGAAGGACGAAGAGACAUGAUUGACGGAGAUGAAGCAUCUCAGUCUGAUUCUCCUGAAGAUCCUCUCCUAUCCCGAAGAAUAGGAAUGCAAUCUGAAUCCGCAUCGCGUGAAGAGGGUGAACUCCCGCAUGAAUCAAUCGGUAGUGCUAGCAGUGGAGAGCGUCCUGGUAGCAACUCACCCGGACGAGGUGGGACUGCACUGGCAAGAAGACUCUACCUCUCCCAUUUCCUCUCGACAUGGAGCUCCCGCAUGUUCGAGUUUGGCGCCGUCCUCUUCCUCGUCUCCGUCUUUCCCGAGACGCUGCUCUACACGUCCGUCUACGCCUUGGUGCGGUCCCUGGCGGUGGCCCUGCUGUCGUCGUGGCUGGGAUCGCGGAUCGAUCGGAUGAACAGGUUGACGACGAUAAGGCAGUCGAUUGUCUGGCAGAGAAUUCCCGUCGCGCUGUCUUGCUUGUGUUUUAUUCUCCUCCUAUCUCCAGAAAAGGAUGGCAGUUCAGUCCUUGGUCCGUUGCUGUUCAUCGUCGUCGUCGCUCUGGCCUGCGUGGAGAAGCUGGCGUCGGUUGCCAACACCGUGUCUGUAGAAAGGGACUGGGUCGUGAUCAUAGCGGAAAGCCUUCAAAUUCCAAGGGAAGACUUAAAUGCGUCGAUGCGCCGCAUUGAUCUCUUCUGCAAGCUUUUUGCGCCGGUGUUCAUCUCCCUCGUGGACAGCUUUUCCACCAAGGUGGCGAUCUGGACCGUCUUUGGGCUCAAUGCGUCCUGGGUGGUGAUUGAAUACCUCGCAAUUGCGCAGGUGUACAAUGCAGUGCCUGAGCUGGCCAGAAUAGACCCUCCAUCAUCCGGCGAAGAGGUCCCGCCGGGCGAGAGUCCGCAAGGCUCUGCGCUACAAAACAAUGCAAUCGUGCGCUAUUUUCGAAACAUGGCAGCUCCAUGGCGAGACUACGUCACAAGCCCCGUCUUCCUUGCCUCGUUUGCUUUGAGCCUGCUCUAUCUCACGGUGCUGUCCUUUGCGCCGCAGAUGAUCGCCUACUUACUCUACACCGGCUUCACCUCUCUCGAAGUCAGCUGCAUGAGGAUCGGGGCCGUCAUCUCCGAGUUGGCCGCCACCUGGGCGGCGCCCAUGGCCAUGCACCGGAUUGGCCCCGUCCGCGCUGGACUGUGGUUUAUCAACUGGCAGUUUGGCUGCCUAGCCGCAGCCGCAGCAGGGUUCAUCUUCUUCGACUCCAGCAACGCCCGUCUCGUGGCUGUCAGCCUGAUCGUGGGGGUCGCGCUCAGCCGUGUGGGACUGUGGGGAUUCGAUCUCUCGGUGCAAUAUCUCGUCCAGGAGCAAACAAGCCCCGAUGUCCGAGCCCGCUUCUCGUCCACCGAAAUGGCGCUGCAGAACAUGUUCGAGCUCGUCUCGUUCAUGCUGACAAUCAUCUUCCCCCGCCCCGAGCAAUUUAAGUACCCGGUCCUCAUCAGCUACGGCGCCAUCAGCACCGCUGCUGUCUCGUACGCGGCCUAUGUGAGGAAAGAGAGAGGCCACCUCGUGCACCUGUCCAAGUUGUGUCUGGGCGGCGGUGUCGGGGGCGCAGACAAGACGCUCUUCUCUGCGUUUGCGCGCAGUCGGAGAAGGAAUAAUGGAUAUGAGGGUCUGGUGUGA
Rasamsonia emersonii CBS 393.64 is the source of this 1680-nucleotide messenger RNA. RefSeq names its product Iron-regulated transporter. Gene Ontology annotation, molecular function: iron ion transmembrane transporter activity. Gene Ontology annotation, cellular component: membrane. The record is from RefSeq and is a predicted model, not a curated record. NCBI's taxonomy places the organism in Eukaryota, Fungi, Ascomycota, Eurotiomycetes, Eurotiales, Trichocomaceae. The transcript has 6 exons. Gene Ontology annotation, biological process: iron ion transmembrane transport. Bases 1 to 1680 code for a protein of 559 amino acids.